AUUUACUUGAAAUACCAACUGCAACAAUGAGGAAGAGGCAGGGAGAGAGAGAAGUAUAUAUUCCGGAGCUCAACCAUUCAGCACACAAAGGCUCACCAGCUCCCUACCUACUCCUGCUUCCUCCAGGAACCCAGAAGUUCCAGAUCACACCAAGGUCACCAUGAAUUCACUCAGUGGUGCAAUCACCCAGUUUGGGUUGGAUCUGUUCCAAGAAUUGAGAAAAUCGGAAAAGGGUAACAUCUUCCUUUCCCCUCUAAACAUCGCAUCAGCAUUGUCCAUGCUCCUCUUGGGUGCCAGAAACAACACUGCAUUACAAAUUGAGAAGGUUCUUCACUUAAAGGAAGUCACAGAGAACACAAAGGCUGACAGUACGGGAAAUGUGCAUGACCAAUUUCAUAAGCUUCUGACUGAAUUAAAGAAAUCCACUGGUGAUUAUCAACUGAACAUUGCCAACGGGCUCUAUGGAGAAAAGACGUUCCAGUUUCUUCAGGAGUACGUGGAUAAUAAUAAGAAAUUCUACCUAGCAUCUGUGGAAUCUGUUGAUUUUGUAAAUGCUGCAGAAGAAAGUGAAAAGAAGAUCAAUUCCUGGGUGGAGAGCCAAACAAAUGGAAAAAUCAAGGACCUGUUCCCCAAAGGCUCUCUUGACAGCAGCACCAUAUUGGUUCUGUUGAAUGCAGUGUAUUUCAAAGGGCAGUGGGCUGAGGCAUUUAAAAAAGAAUAUACUGAAGAAGGCGAGUUUUGGGUGAACAAGAAUGAGAGCAAACCUGUGCAGAUGAUGAAACAAAGUGCGCUCUUUAACUUAGCCUUCCUGAAGGACGAGAAGGCCAAGAUCCUUGAAAUACCAUACAAAGGCAAAGAUCUAAGCAUGUUUGUGCUGCUGCCAGAUGAAGUAGAUGGUCUACAGAAGCUUGAAGAUAAACUCACUGCUGAGAAAUUAAUCAAGUGGAUGAGCUCAGCAAAUAUGAGGAAGAGAAACGUGGAUCUGUACUUACCUCGGUUCAAACUGGAGGAGAGCUACAAACUCCAUACCCAGCUGGGAGACAUGGGGAUGCAGGAUGCCUUCAGUAACCACGCCGACUUCUCGGGCAUGACUGGGGGAAGGGGUCUCAAAGUAUCUAAAAUUCUACACAAGUCCUUUGUGGAUGUGAAUGAAGAGGGCACGGAGGCGGCAGCUGCCACCGGCACACAAAUAGUUGUAACGUCAGCACCAAUAUAUGAAAAGUUCCAUUGUGAUCACCCUUUCUUAUUCGUCAUCAUGGAGAAGGAUACUGAAAGCAUUCUCUUCCUCGGUGCAGUGUCUUCCCCUUAGGAGCUAUUAGCCUGGCACUACUUUAGGACCAAGGUCACAGAGAUAGCAAAGUGCUUACUGGAAACAACAGGUUCCUUUCAAUCUGUCUUCCUUUCAAAUCUCCUAUCAUCACUAAGAAUUUGAUGGUUAAAACCACAUGGCUAUAAGCCUGUCUCUCUUCUUCCCACACAUAUGUAGACACACUUUUUUUCCCAUGAAAAUUCCAUUUGGGAUAAAAUGUUCAACUUCAAGGUGAGAGAGAAGGAUAUUUCAAUACUGUAUCUUUCCAAAAUUUGAAAUAUCAUUCUGUUUGUGACGUGUUUAAAAUGUACUAAACCAAAUAAGAACUGCUCUUCAAUUAGCUGUCUAAAUUUCUUUGAAAUUGGGUGAAAUCUGAGGGUGCUUAGAGCUCUAAAUUUUGCCUCCUAUAAAAUACAUAUAUCAAUAAAACCAUGCCUUAUUAAAAGUA
Messenger RNA from Choloepus didactylus (southern two-toed sloth), 1757 nucleotides. Its product is annotated as serpin B4-like. Lineage: Eukaryota; Metazoa; Chordata; Mammalia; Pilosa; Megalonychidae. Gene Ontology annotation, molecular function: serine-type endopeptidase inhibitor activity. The coding region runs from base 161 to 1309 and encodes 382 amino acids. Gene Ontology annotation, biological process: negative regulation of endopeptidase activity. The transcript has 8 exons. The record is from RefSeq and is a predicted model, not a curated record.